UUCAACGCUCAGUUCUAAUUUGCAGUCGGACGCGUUGUGAUCACGUUAAUUUUGUUCAAGUAAUCUAACUUUGAUAAGAGCAGGAAGAAGAUUAGCAAAAUGAAACCGGUCGGAUUUUAUCUGGUGGGUCUUUUGUUGGUGGGGCUUUGUCUGAGCUCGGUCGAGGGAGGUCGCCGCUCCCACCACCGGAAGACCAAACGGGACACCGGGGUGCACAUCGAGAUCUACUACCCGAAGGGGUUGAUGGUUUGGUACCCCCACCGGACGGGGAUGGCUGGCUUCGGGAUCGAGAUAUUCCUCAACCAGCGCCAUUUGAUCGAUGACGAGGCGGUUUGUGACAUCUGCUUGAACACGACGGAGCUCACGUACGGGAAGUACGUUCUGCGGAGUGACGACGCGAUCGUCCGAGGUGGCGAUCAUCUAAUGUACAACGCUAUCAAGCAGAAGGUCAACGGUACCGCGUACAUCAUGCGAAGCAACGAGUUCUAUGUUGCAGAGAGCCGCAUUCUGUCCCAGCAAGCAAAGUGUCCACCCCAAUCGCGCCCCACUUCGGGAAGUUCCGCCGAAAGGAUCGCCACCCUGGAAGAAGAGGUCAACGCGCUGGAAACGAUCGUGUACGACGUGUUCCAGCACUGCAACAACGUCACCCAAAUCAGCAAGAACCUGUACCUUAACUUCCGUCCGGCGGAGACCACCCGCCUGGACUCGAAGCAGCUCUUCAACUACACCCGGAACGUGCUGAAGGAGAUGCUGCCCAAGAUCGACUGGGACGCGGUGCUGAUCAAUGCGUUCUACUACGAGGAUGGUGUGGCGUUCGAGGUGAAGACGCUGAUCGAUAAGCUGAAGGUGCUGCAGAUGUCCAAGAACUUUACCCAGUUUACGGUUAAUGAUUUGGAUGACAUGGAGACCACAACCGAGGGAAACGAAAUUGAAGAUUAUUAGCGUGAUGAAUAUUGUACUUUUAACUGUAAUGUAUUGAAAUCUUUUGAUGAUAAAAAUGUGAAUGUUCUUUUCAAAUAAAUUUGUGACUACCGA
Messenger RNA from Culex pipiens pallens (northern house mosquito), 1035 nucleotides. RefSeq lists its product as uncharacterized. NCBI's taxonomy places the organism in Eukaryota, Metazoa, Arthropoda, Insecta, Diptera, Culicidae. Gene Ontology annotation, molecular function: carbohydrate binding. The transcript is spliced from 2 exons. The record is from RefSeq and is a predicted model, not a curated record. Bases 100 to 942 code for a protein of 280 amino acids.